Messenger RNA from Sipha flava (yellow sugarcane aphid), 1643 nucleotides. RefSeq lists its product as uncharacterized. The record is from RefSeq and is a predicted model, not a curated record. The transcript has 5 exons. Lineage: Eukaryota; Metazoa; Arthropoda; Insecta; Hemiptera; Aphididae. The coding region runs from base 609 to 1355 and encodes 248 amino acids.
GUAAGUAGGGGUCACGAUCGCGCGUUCGUCGGCUUCGCCGCGCAGCAGAUCGCAGCCAGAACACCACCAGCACCAGCCAUCCGAAGUCCAAGCCGGUCGUUGACUCCUCCGCGCGCGCCGCGUUCGUCUCCGUACACCGCGGUCGAAAACACACGUCGCCGCCGCCGCCGCCGCCGCCAUCGUUUACCGCUGUGAGCACGUCACCGUGUUACGCGUCGUACGCGGAAAAAAAAAAAAAUAGAAAAACGAACACACCUGUGGUACGCGGUCCCGGUGUUGUGCACCGCUCGCCGUCUCAUCGCUACAUCGUCGCCCACACUGCGGCCACCGCUUCUUCAAUACGCUGUCGGCCAUCGCACGGAGAGCACGCUCGCGACACCGGAACAGCAGCAGCACCAUCAGCAGCAGCACGACGCGCACGCUGCAGUACUGUAGGCACCAAACGCGCGCGUUACGUGCCAUGACCGCUUGCCGUCGUCCAGCCGACCACCGCUCGUAACCGCGGCCCCGUCGACACCGACACCCCGCACGUGUGCGUUUUCGCGCAACAACUCCCCGACCGGCGCACCGCUGCCGACACGUCCAGCCGGAAAGCCCGCCGCACCACCAUGACCGUGGCCACAGCCGCUGAUCACCGGUCGCCGUCGUUCAAGAUAUUACGGCUGAUUUAUGUACUAUCUUUAUGCAAGUGCACGUGGGCCGGACUUUGUGGUGGAAAUGGUGAAACAUUGAAAUACUUGCGGGGUGACGCUCUUACCGAUAACCUGGAUUGUAUUGGUCCCAAUGGUAAACCUUAUCCAGAGUCAAUAGUAGCUGGCACAUACAGACGUACACACAACUGGGGUUCAUCUAGAACAGGGCGCGAUGCUUUCCACGCUGAUUCUAAACCUAGCCCCGAAACAGUGCGGGAGACACUUUUAAAAACUUACAAAUACAAUAAUCACAAUGAAGAAUACACUAUUAGUAGAACUGCCCGAGACUAUGGAUCAACACCGGCUAACCGCGAACUGUGUCAGUCGCCAAACAGACUGUGUCGUACAAGAUACAAUACAACUGCACCCAUGUAUGGUGUCUCACUAACAUCUGGUCAACCCGUGACUAUUGUUCAAAAAUUCCCCGAUCUGUUACAACAAGUAGUUUAUGAAGUUUGCGAAUCUAACGAAUGCGACGUAGUGAGGGGAGAAUGUACACAAACCUACGUACCAUACCUAUUUCUAGUAAUACCUUUGGGACCAGUAACGCUGACCGGCCAAGAUUACGUUUUAGUAGAAAGCGGAUGUGUGUGCAAACCAAAGGGUUCCAAGGCGACUGCCCACGAACUAGUAUCUACCAUUCCAGCAAUGCCUCAUCCGUAAUUAUUUUCAUCCGAUCACUGAAGAAUUGCCGUUGAGAUAUCAAAAAAGAAAAAAUACACGUCACAAUCUUACUGUUUAAUAAUUGUACUGUAUACGUAAUAUUAUAUAUAGAGAAUCUUAUAUGUGCAGUACAAUUAAACUGUUGUACGUCAUGAGAAUCAUUCAAAAAGCGAACACUUAUGUGUUGUUCAUCCAGUGAAAUAGUAUAAAUGUUUAAAUUUAUCUCUUCGAUGUUAACAUACAACGUAUUGAUUAAAAAACGAUAAAUGAUAUGACUUUAAUGCUCAA